Messenger RNA from Psammomys obesus (fat sand rat), 1776 nucleotides. RefSeq names its product leucine rich repeat containing 15 (gene Lrrc15). NCBI's taxonomy places the organism in Eukaryota, Metazoa, Chordata, Mammalia, Rodentia, Muridae. The coding region runs from base 10 to 1776 and encodes 588 amino acids. Gene Ontology annotation, molecular function: protein binding. The record is from RefSeq and is a predicted model, not a curated record. The transcript has a single exon.
ACACAGGCCAUGCCACUGAAACACUAUCUCCUUCUGCUGGUGGGCUGCCAGGCCUGGGCUGCAAGCUUGGCCUACUAUGGCUGUCCUAGUGAGUGUACCUGUUCCCGGGCCUCCCAGGUCGAGUGCACAGGGGCACAGAUUAUGGCAGUGCCUACCCCUCUGCCCUGGAAUGCCAUGAGCCUGCAGAUCCUUAACACGCACAUCACUGAACUCACGGAGGACCCGUUCCUCAACGUCUCAGCCCUCAUCGCCCUGAGGAUGGAGAAGAAUGAACUGUCAAACAUCAUGCCAGGUGCCUUCCGCAACCUGGGCUCGCUGCGCUACCUCAGCCUUGCCAACAACAGACUACACAUGUUGCCUCUUGAGGCCUUCCAGUACCUAAAAAAUCUUGAAUCCCUCCUUCUGUCCAAUAACCAGCUGGUGCAGAUCCAGCCAGGCCAGUUCUCCCAGUUCAGUAACCUUAAGGAACUCCAAUUGCACGGCAACAAUCUGGCAGCCAUCCCAGAAGGAGCCUUUGACCACCUGGUGGGACUCACUAAGCUGAACCUGGGAAAGAACAGUUUCACCCACCUGUCACCUCGGGUCUUCCAGCACCUGCGCAACCUCCAGGUGCUCGGGCUAGCUGAGAACAGGCUUUCGGACAUUCCCAUGGGCACUUUUGAUGCUCUUGGCAACCUCCAGGAGCUGGCCCUGCAGCACAACCAGAUUGGCACACUCUCCCCUGGCCUGUUCCACAAUAACCGCAACCUCCAGAGACUGUACCUGUCCAACAACCAGAUCAUGGAGCUGCCCCCUGGCAUCUUCAUGCAGAUGCCCCACCUUAACAAGCUCACGCUCUUUGGGAAUUCCCUGAAGGAGCUCUCCCCGGGGAUCUUCGGGCCAAUGUCCAACCUUCGGGAGCUCUGGCUCUACAACAACCACCUCACCUCCCUCCCCGACAACAUCUUCAGCAACCUGCACCAGUUGCAGGUUCUGAUUCUUAGUCACAACCAGCUCAGUUACAUCUCUCCGGGAGCCUUCAAUGGGCUGACGAAUCUCCGAGAGCUGUCCCUCCACUCCAAUGCUCUCAAGGACCUGGAUGAGCAUGUCUUCCGAGGCCUGAUCAACCUGCAGAACAUCUCCCUCCAGAAUAACCACCUCCGACAGCUCCCUGGCAGCAUCUUCGCCAACGUCAACGGCCUCAUGACCAUCCAGCUGCAGAACAACAAUCUAGAGAACUUGCCUUUGGGCAUCUUUGAUCACUUGAUGAACCUGUGUGAGCUCCGUCUCUAUGACAACCCCUGGAGGUGUGACUCAGGUAUCCUUCCACUCCGUAACUGGCUCCUUCUCAACAGAGCCAGGUUGGGGACAGAUGCUCUUCCAGUGUGUUCCAGUCCCAACAACGUCAGGGGGCAGUCCCUCAUCAUCAUCAACAUCAAUGUCCCUGCGCCCAGUGUCCAGGUCCCAGCAAUCCCUGAUGUAUCUAGCUACCCAGAAGUACCACGUUUUGCAGACACAUCGAGUUACCCUGAUACACCAAGUUACCCCGACACCAUAUCCUCUAACACACAGAUCCCCAAUGCCGUAGAAGACUACACUGGUCUGACCACCACCGGAGCCACUGAUGACCGCAAUACAUGGGGCAUGACUGACACGCAGAGUGGGCUGGCCAUUGCUGCCAUUGUGAUUGGCAUCAUUGCUUUGGCCUGUUCCCUAGCUGCCUGCAUCUGCUGCUGCUGCUGCAAAAAGAGGAGCCAGGCAGUCCUGAUGCAGAUGAAGGCUCCCAAUGAGUGUUAG